CAGGUGUUUCCUUGGAACAACGUGAGGCUACCUACAUUCGCGCAUCCUACUAGAUACAAUAUCACCAUCCAUCCGAACCUUACCACUUUAGAAGUAAAAGAUGGUUCAAGACCGUAAAGGCCACAGAUUAAAAAUCGCCAAGCUGCUGGAAUAUCCGACACACCAACAGCUGUACCUAGAACUGGAGGAGAGUAAAUUUCGCAAGAGGGGGAAUUACACGGUGCACCUGAGGUUCAUCUCGAAGCUGACGAGCGAACUCGAGGGGUUCUAUCUCAGCAGCUACGUCACCCCGGAAGGAGAAAAGAGGCGCGCUUUCAUCGCCGGCGGACGAGUGAUGGUGACUGUGUGCUUUUCCCACCCCCUUAGGUACCUCGCCACCACUCAUUUCGAGCCGACGUACGCACGCUCGGCGUUCCCGUGCUUCGACGAGCCGCAGUUCAAAGCGAAGUUUAAGGUCUCGAUAUUCAGGGACAGAUUUCAUAUCGCGCUGUGCAAUAUGCCUGUAAUGAACACCGAGGACGCGGGAUUUUACAUGGGCAUGGGACUUCUCCGCGACGAUUUUCAAGAGUCUGUCGAAAUGUCGACGUACCUGGUGGCGUUCGUGGUUUGCGACUUCAAACGCGUUUCCGAGCUGACGAAGAGGAACAUUUCUGUGAGCGUGUACGCGGCAGAGGCGAUGCUGCCGCAGGCGAAAUACGCGGUGACAACGGCUGCUCGUAUAAUGGAUUACUUCGAGUCAUUCUUCGGAGUGCGUUACCCGCUGCCUAAGCAAGACCUGAUAGCUAUUCCGGACUUCGCCGCUGGCGCGAUGGAGAACUGGGGCCUAAUCACGUACCGAGAAACGUCCAUACUGUACGAUCCCCAAGAGACGUCGACCUACGCUCACGAAUGGGUGGCCAUAGUCGUUGCUCACGAACUGGCCCAUCAGUGGUUCGGUAAUCUAGUGACGAUGAAGUGGUGGAACGAUUUGUGGCUGAACGAGGGGGCAGCGAGUUUCUUCGAGUACAAGGGUGUGAAUCACAUCUCGCCCCAGUGGAGCAUGAUGGAUCAGUUUAUCUUAGACAAAACCCAACCGGCGCUCGAUCUCGACGCGUUGGCCAGCAGCCACCCUAUAAGCGUGCCGGUUAAAGACCCGAACGAAAUCGAAGCGAUAUUCGAUGACAUUAGUUACAGUAAGGGCGCUUCCAUUCUCAACAUGCUUGAGGGCUUUUUAUGCGAGGACGUUCUGAAAAGCGGGCUGAACGACUAUCUGAAUUCGCACGCGUACGGGAAUGCAGACACGAACGACCUCUGGGCGGUCUUUACAAAACACGCGAAUAAUACUUUCGACGUGAAAGCUAUUAUGGAUACGUGGACCCAGCAAAUGGGUUUCCCUCUGAUAACGAUUACGCGUAACGGGAAUACCAUCACGGCGACUCAACAGAGAUUUCUAAUAUCGCCAAAAGAAAACGAUACAGAACAGCAAGAAUCAAAAUCGCCCUUUGACUACAAGUGGUAUGUCCCGUUGAGCUACUACACAGACAAAGAACCGCGCAAGAUUCACAACGUAUGGAUGAAUUUAACCGAUGUGACGUUCGAAAUACCCGCCGACGUGGAGUACGUAAAGUGCAACGUGAAUCAAAGUGGAUUCUAUCGCGUGACCUAUCCGGAGGAGAUGUGGUCGUCGAUCAUUGCUACUUUGUUGAACAAUCACACGAAAUUCAGCCCGGCGGAUCGCGCUAACCUCAUCGACGACGCGUUCACGCUUUGCGAGGCAGGCGAGUUGAACGCUACCGUGCCACUUGAAUUGUCCCUUUAUCUUUUGAACGAGAGGGACUACGUGCCGUGGACCACAGCGCUCGGCUACUUGCACUCUUGGAAAGACAGACUGAGCGAGAGCCCUGGCUACAAACGAUACAUCACGUUCUUGAAGCAGCUAUUGACUCCAGUUACAAAAUACGUCGGUUGGGCAGACGAGGGAUCUCAUUUGAAGAAGUUGUUAAGAAUCGCAGUGCUUCAGUCAGCCGUGUCGGUGAAACUGGACGACGUUGUGAAGCCAGCGAAGGGUCUCUUCGAAGACUGGAUGUUGCGAGGCCAACGAAUUGCGCCGAACAUACGAGACGUCGUAUACGUUGCAGGUGAUACACUUUAUUUCCCUUGUUUAUACAUUCGCACUGCACUGGAAUUCGUACGUCCGCCUUGCUUACCAGGGAUCAAAUUUGGCGGUGAGAGCGAAUGGAACCAUUGCUGGGGGAAUUAUCAGAAAACUCAGGUGCCGAGCGAGAAACGAGUGAUGUUGCAAGCGCUGGGAGCGACGACAGACUCGUGGCUGCUGCAACGAUAUCUACUGCGAUCGUUGGACCGUGAUAUGGUGAGAUCGCAGGACGUCGAGACCGUUAUAGCGUCCGUCGCUACCAAUUCCGAGGGCCAGUUCCUUGCGUGGCGUCACUUGAAAGCUUAUUGGCCUCAGAUACACGUACUGUUCGGUAACGGAUCGCUGACCAUGGGCGGCCUCAUAUCCGUCGUGGUCUCUGACUUCUUCACGGAAUACGACUACCACGAGGUUUCGGAAUUCUUCAAGAACGUGGACGUCGGGAACGGUCGGCGAGCAUUGGAGCAAAGCCUGGAAACAAUCAAGUUCAAUAUACACUGGGUGAAAGAGAACGCGGAUGUGGUCGAUCGAUGGCUCGUAAAUUAUCUGAACAGUCGCACGAGUUAACCCUUCGUUUAUCGGGAAUGGGACAAGAGCGACGCGAAAUUAUCAUCCAUACAUUCCGCGACGAUACUUACAUUCUUCAUGGUGCUCAUCGACACAUGAUACCGCCUCUCGUGUGACACGAGGGAAGUAAGAACGUUUGUUACUACCGAGGUGAACCGAGAGAAUCAUUU
Heterotrigona itama is the source of this 2868-nucleotide messenger RNA. Lineage: Eukaryota; Metazoa; Arthropoda; Insecta; Hymenoptera; Apidae. The record is from the annotation of a GenBank genome assembly.